Messenger RNA from Nylanderia fulva, 1942 nucleotides. Lineage: Eukaryota; Metazoa; Arthropoda; Insecta; Hymenoptera; Formicidae. The record is from RefSeq and is a predicted model, not a curated record.
UCCGGCGUGAUGUGACGUCGCAUCCAAUAUUGCAUGCAGUGAGACGUGGAAAAUAACAUAAUAAGAAUGGAGUAUUCUUAUACUGUAGAAGAAGCACCUCCCGACGAUGUUCCCAGCGUGGAGCACGACAUUCGACGCGCGAAGAAAUUUCUUCAGAAACACAGCACGGAAUCGGGUGACAGCUUAUAUGACCAUCUAACUGAACUUUUAGCAAAAAUACUUGCUGAGCAGCCGCGAAACGCAGUUGAUAUUUUCGAGGAGUACAGCAGAAAAUUGAAGGAGGAGAGAUUUAAGACUAAGACGGAUCAUCUUCGGGAUCUGUAUGUACCACCCGUGCAAUACGACGAUGCCAAGAAGCUCAUUAAGCUCUUCCAGAGUGCAAGACAAAUUGACGAGGGCGAGCAGGAGAGAAUGGAGGAUGAAGAGGAGGAUGAUAAGAAGAAAAAGUAUCCCGAUAUGCUGGAUCUUUUGUUUUACUUCGAGCAGACGGGUGUAGGAUUGCCGCGACACGAAAUGGUGUUGCUUAAUUUAUCGAUUCGGAAGCUGGCCUCCACCGUGCCCCUUGAAAAUAUUAGGUUUUGGGGUAAAAUACUUGGAAACCCCAAAAAUUAUUAUGUAGUGGAAGCUGAAUUUCAAGCGGAUGAACUUGCUCGAAGAUUAGAGCAAGAGACAGUCGAGAUACAAACUCCGAGAGAGAAAGAGGAACUCGAAACGGCAGCAAAACUCGCGGAAAAAGAAGACGAAAUGGCAAAAACCGAGAGGGAAGCCGUGGAUGGAACCGUCGAAGCAACGGAAAUCCCGCACGAGAAUACGGGAAUAGGAAAACCCUUGAAGCUUGUCUUUCCUCCGUUGCCUGUUAAUCCGUGGAGACCGCUGCCGGAAGUACCGGUUGAAAGAAUCGGGAGCGGUUUGAAUAAAAAAGUGUAUUUUGUAUGCAACGCGCCUGGAUUGGACGAGUGGAUCGAACUUCCGGCGAUUACGCCGCAGCAGAUAGUAAUUGCACGACAGAUUGUUCGAUAUUGUACGGGAAACUUGGAGACACCGAUUCACAGCUUCCCGCCGUUUCCCGGUGUUGAGAAAAAUUACCUUCGCGCACAAAUUACAAGGAUCAGCGCAACCACUCACGUUUCGCCGAUCGGUUUCUUCACGCUUGGUGGAGAAGAGGAGGAUGAGAUAGAAGAAGAAAGAGAGAAGGAAGGGGAGUUAGUAGAAAACGUGAAUUAUGAACCGCUGUCGAUUAAAGCUCUCGUAGAUCCCACCAUGUCAAAUUGGUGUCAUCAUAGCCCGUAUAUUCUCAAACAAGGACGAAUUAGCUGGUGGAAUCCCGAGAAAGGAGACGAUAUUGUAGACGAAGAACUCGAAGAGGAAGAUGAAGUGGAGAGAGACGAAGUCAAGACGAUCGAAAAAGAAAUCGGACCACCUCUGUUAACUCCUUUGUCCGAAGAUGCCACUAUUGAUUUUGCGGUACCAUGGACUGUCAGGCAGUCAUCAUAUCUGCAACCAGACAAUGCAGUAGCUUUAGUCAGAUCAAAUGUAUGGCCCGGAGCUUUCUCAUUUGCAGUUGGAAAACGUUUCGCAAAUGUGUACAUCGGCUGGGGCCUCAAAUACAACGCUUACAAUUAUAGCCCUUUCAAUAUGCCGCCUGUUCAAAAUCAGUACAAAAUCGGGCCAGAAAUCAUGGAAAUUCGCGACCCCAUCGUCGACGAAGAAGAGACAUGGCGAAUGGCGCGCUUUCCACCAACGGAAGCAGAAGAAAAGAUGUUGGAUGAAGAGAUGGAGGACGAAGGCGAAGACGAUGAGGAAGAAGAGGAAUUUGAGGAGGAGGACGACGACGAAUAAACUUUUCCGCGCACAUCGCGCGUCCAUUUGCGAUGCAUUUCCCGCGAUUUUAAACGUUAACUCACUAGUCUUCUCGCAGAGUGCGCUACAGGACGGUCUGAAC